CCAAUUUUAACAGACCCUUUGUUCAGCAGUGGAGAAACUGGGGAGGCAACAGCUGCCCCAGCUGCUUCCGUACAAGAUGGCGUCGCCCAAUUGUACACCCCAGUUGGGGUUACGUCCUCUUAGCCGGUCACAAGACCGGAAGUGGUUUCGGUCCUAGUGGAUCCGGGUGGGUGCAUGCAGGUGGCCAAAGAGGUUCCAGUGCUUCAGCGUGAGGUGCCGCAGGUGUUCCAGUCGAGUCCGGGGCCGCAGAUUGUGGGAUUAGUGAUAUGCUUUCCUUCAACAGCAGAAAAGUUGAAGAUGUCUAAACAUUUAGUGGCUUUGACUGUGACCACCCUUCUUGGCGUGGCUGUUGGGGGGUUUGUCCUGUGGAAAGGCAUCCAGCGCCGGAGGAAUAAAACGAGCCAUGUGACCCGGCAGCAGCUGCCGCCACCGCCACAGCCAAAAGCGCCAGGCAGGGGGGAGCUGCCUGCCCCAGAAGAGGAUCAGCCCCACUCGAGUGCCCCCAGAGCCUCAUGGGAAGAAAGGAUCCUUAAAGCAAAGGUGGUGACUGUGUCUCAGGAGGAGGAAUGGGAUCAAAUCGAGCCUUUGCUUAGGAGGGAGUUAAAAGAUUUUCCAGUACUUGGAAUCGACUGUGAGUGGGUGAAUUUGGAAGGCAAAGCCAGUCCUCUAUCACUCCUUCAAAUGGCCUCUCCAAGUGGCUUCUGUGUCUUGGUUCGCUUGCCAAAGCUGAUCUCUGGAGGAAAGACACUACCAAAAACAUUAUUGGACAUUUUGGCAGAUGGCACAAUCUUAAAAGUUGGAGUAGGAUGUUCAGAAGAUGCCAGCAAGCUUCUGCAGGAUUAUGGCCUCAUUGUUAAGGGGUGCCUGGACCUCCGAUACCUCGCCAUGAGGCACAGAAACAAUUUGCUCUCUAAUGGGCUUAGCCUGAAGUCACUUGCUGAGACUGUUUUGAACUUUCCCCUUGACAAGUCCCUUCUACUUCGUUGUAGCAACUGGGAUGCUGAGAAUCUUACUGAGGACCAGGUCAUUUACGCUGCCAGGGACGCCCAGAUUUCAGUGGCUCUCUUUCUCCGUCUUCUUGGAUACCCUUUCUCUAGGAAUUCAACUCCAGAAGAAAACAAUGACCGCAUCGGCUGGCGAAAAGUCUUGGAGAAAUGCCAGGAUGUGGUGGACGUGCCAUUCCGAAGCAAAGGGAUUAGCAGAUCGGGAGAAGAGGUUCACGGGGAAGCAGCAGAAGCUCCGCAGAAGCCAAGAAACAAGAAGUCCAAGACCGAUGGAGCAAUGCCCGGCACCCACCAAGGGAGAGACCCCAGAAAACAUAAAAGAAAGCCCCUGGGAGUGGGCUAUUCUGCCAGAAAGUCACCCCUCUAUGAUAACUGCUUUCUCCACGCUCCUGAUGGACAGCCCCUCUGCACUUGUGAUCGAAGAAAAGCUCAGUGGUACCUGGACAAAGGCAUUGGAGAGCUGGUGAGCGAAGACCCUUUUGUGGUCAAGCUACAGUUUGAACCUGCGGGGAGACCCGAGUCCCCGGGAGACUACUACUUGAUGGUUAAAGAGAACCUGUGCGUGGUGUGUGGCAAGAAGGACUCGUACAUUCGGAAGAACGUGAUCCCGCAUGAGUACCGGAAGCACUUCCCCAUCGAGAUGAAGGACCACAACUCCCACGACGUGCUGCUGCUCUGCACCUCCUGCCAUGCCAUCUCCAACUACCAUGACAACCACCUGAAGCAGCAGCUGGCCAGGGAGUUCCAGGCCCCCAUUGGCUCCGAGGAGGGCUUGCGUCUGCUGGAGGAUCCCGAGCGGCGGCAGGUGCGCUCUGGGGCCAGGGCGCUGCUCACCGCCGAGAGCCUGCCUGCCCACCGCAAGGAGGAGCUGCUGCAGGCCCUCAGAGAGUUUUAUCACACACACUCGGUCACGGAGCAGAUGCUUCAGGAGGCUGCCAGCCUGGAGACCAGGAUUUCCAAUGAAAACUACGUUCCUCACGGGCUGAAGGUGGUGCAGUGCCACAGCCAGGGCGGGCUGCGCUCCCUCAUGCAGCUGGAGAGCCGCUGGCGGCAGCACUUCCUGGACUCCAUGCAGCCCAGGCACCUGCCGCAGCAGUGGUCGGUGGACCACAACCAUCAGAAGCUGCUCCGCAAAUACGGGGAAGACCUUCCCAUCAAGCUGUCGUGAUCGCUUCUUCCCUCCCAGGUUAGGACGGCUGGGCAACUGGAGCCAAGGGUGAAAAGUCACCUCUUCCUCUUUUAAUGUCCUGGUCAAAGCCUGGUGACACAACUCACAAUACUAACCGGUAUUGAUCCCAGGAUGCUUCUGGGGGAGCUUAUGGUUUUGAAUUGUAGGUGGGCAGGGUGAAAUCUUUUUUCCACUCUCUUACUUUCUUUUUGUGGACAAGUGGGGGGCUUGUCCUUCAUUGUACUCUCCUUCUGCUUCCCCUGUGCAGAUGACAGUGAAAGACUCUCCCUGGUGUGUCUUGUCAAGACUCUUAGGUUUUUAACACUUUUCUUCCCAGGCCAGCGGGUUGGUUUUAUCUCCAACAGGAGCCAUCACAUAUUUCAAUGCCAUCAGGCUAGGAGGGGGAAAACGUUCUUUCAGAAGUUGGGGGUGUGCAGGCGUCCGAUGGACUUUCCCAGUUGAAGCCCCUAGUUAGAAAUCCUUUGGCUUAAUGCCCUCCCACACCUCACCUGGUUGGGAUCCAGCCCGUGUAGGUUGCUGGUGUUUCUGUUAUGUGCUUGAAAAUGCUCCCCUGUACACAUUCGGGACCAAAGCAGCUACUUCCUGCCACACGCUCCCACCCUAACGCUGGAGGGAAUCCUUUUCUGGAAAGAGGCCUUCGACUUGGGUGGGGCAGAGAGAAGCACAAGCACCUUCUCCCGAAAGACCUGGGAUAAUUUGCUCAGCUUUCCCUUUCCUGCUCUUCGUCGUCUGCUCGUUUGCAAUCCUCCUGCCCGGAACUGCAAGGCUUUUAGCCUAAUCCCCUUCUGAGAGGAAGAUUAUCUCUUCUCAGAAUCCGUACCACAUCCCAUCAGUGGUCUGUCUUCCAUCAGAUUUGCAACACUGACCUCUUUUAAGCUCUUAAUUCCCCCCCAGGGUUGUUUGGUCAGGUUGCAGUGAGGGUAUUUCUCCUCCUCCCCUCACGCCCCCUCAUGCCCUGAGAUUAAGGAAUACCUUUCAAUGUUCAAAACGGCGGUGUUUCGUCCUUUCACAUGGGAGGCCACCACUUUGAGCAUGAAAUCAAUUUACUAGUGUUUAGUAUUUUUUUUAAACGAUUUGGAAAACUUUCUUACCUUACAAGAUCUUCACAAGCUUCAAAAAGACUUUUAUGGCCAGAAUCCAACAAGAGCUCUCUUUUCGGAAUUGUGCCUGAGUUGGUGAUGGUUGCUCUAACAUUGAUAAAUAAAACUUCUAAGCACAAAGUUCACAGAUGGUAAAUGUAAAACUUUUUUCUUCAUAAUUUUAUAAAAUUAGCAAUAUCCUUGGGGAAGGGGAUCUUUAUCCUAUUGGUCCCUGAUGCGCUCGUGGUACGUGUGCACAGACGUCCCCCCGCCCCAGGUUCCUCGUCACCAGCAGCCCAGAGUACCUGCACAUCCUGCAUUUUGUUCCUCUGCCCCUUCAUUCCCACAUGUCCUCAAACAAGUAUUUCUGGGGACUAAACUAGAAAAGGAGUAGUGCCGGCCACACUGGGGGUGGUAUGUUCAACGCCCUGUGUGGUUAUGGAGCGGGUGCCUCACGUGGAGCCCAGGGAGAACUGUGGAGAUGGCUGGCUGGUAAUGGUCAGAAUGGCCACAAGGGGGCGCGCGUAGCUCUCCUUGUAUAUCCAUUCUUGCAACAAGGGGCUUUUUUAUACAGGGUACCUGAACAAAACUCAUGACUUAAGUUUCUGAUUGUGUGUAUCUGAUUUUCAGUCAUUUUGAUAGCUUUAUAAGAAAAAUGCCUUCCUUUGAAACGAGAGUAGGGCUCUUCCUUUCUCCUUCCCUGUGAUCCUCAUACUAGGGUGAGAAACACGUAAGAGGUGUUUGAGGUGCUGUGGUUGCUGUGGGAAGCACGAAUGUUCUCUGGUAGAACUCCCUGCAAAGCUUAGUAACUCGAGCCAGCAGCCAAGAUAGAGAAGAAAUCUGGACUGUGGCAUACGUGAUUUCUCAUCCUCUUGAGAAGAGUUACUGUAUAGAUUUGAAUCUUUGUUUUCUUGAGCAGCUUUUCUCUAAGACUGGCAAUUGCUAUCUCAAAUGAGUUAUUUUAGGGUAAGCCUAUUUUAAAAUAAAAUUUCUUUUUCUGAUAUAAAAGUAAUGUGCAUGCUUGUUAGAGACGAAUCUAAAGAGAGAAUAAAAGUCCUUCUUCCCUCCAUGUAGAACAAAGCUAAUCGCUGCUGGUAUGUUUUAUGAAUUUCUUUUUGUACUUAAACUGCAUCUAAUGUAUGUAAUAUUUAAACAAAGUUUGGAGUCAUAUAUACAGCGUGGUAUCCUGUUUUUUCCCAUUUAACAUGGUAUCACACAUAAUUUCUUGGGUCUUUAAAUAUUUGAAAAUAGAUUUCCAGUAACUCUACCUUCCUUUUUUUAGGGCCACACCCUAGGCACAGGGAAGUUCCCAGGCUGGGGUUUGGAUCAGAGCUGCAACUGCCAGCCUACGCCACGGCCCCGCAGCAACACUGGAUCUGAGCCUCGUCUUCGACCUAUACCAUAGCUCACGGCAACGCCGGAUCCUUAACCCACUGAGCGAGGCUAGGGAUCAAACCCGAGAACUCACGGAUUCAUUAGUCGGGUUCGUUAACCGCUGAGCCACGACAGGAACUCCCUACGUUCCUUUAAUUAUGCAUUCCCACACUGUUGAAAAUUUUGGGUAUUUCAGAUCCUUUGUUAAUAUCGGUGAUGUUGGGGUGAACUCUUUUUCAUACAUCUUUGAUUCUAUCUUUGAUAACUUAUUUGGGAUAGAAGCCUAGAAAUUGGAUUGCAAGGAGGGGGAGUCCCAUUCCCGGAGGCAGUGCAAGCCGAUAUCGCCUUUUAGCAGUUUCUGUGAAGAGAAGGCUUCGUGUUGACCCUUUCACAUGUGUUGUGUGUUCGCUGAGCCUCCUUCUGAGUAGCAGAGGGAGAAGAGUGUCGCAGCACAGGCCCCUGUGAAUGUGUUGGUCAUGACCGUGGCAGCAGGCUCGGCCUCCUUCCUCCUCCUCCCUUACUGCCUCAUUGCUCCCUCGCAGCAGCGCUCUUUGGAACUAUUGUUUAUUUUAAAAUAAAAAAGUAAAAACAUUGGAAUUAAAAA
This is a messenger RNA of Sus scrofa (pig), 5250 nucleotides long. RefSeq names its product exonuclease 3'-5' domain containing 2 (gene EXD2). The record is from RefSeq and is a predicted model, not a curated record. Lineage: Eukaryota; Metazoa; Chordata; Mammalia; Artiodactyla; Suidae. Gene Ontology annotation, cellular component: cytoplasm; nucleus. Gene Ontology annotation, biological process: nucleobase-containing compound metabolic process. Gene Ontology annotation, molecular function: 3'-5' exonuclease activity; nucleic acid binding.